AUGGCUAAACACAAAGCCACCCGCCGUACCCUCAAUUCGUACUCCGUCAAGCACAUUAACAAAACCAUCCGCCCCGGAGACUGCGUUUUGAUGCGGCCUUCGGAGUCGUCAAAACCGUCGUACGUGGCGCGCGUGGAGAAGAUCGAGGCGGACAGCCGUGGCGCGAACGUGAGGGUUCACGUGAGGUGGUAUUACCGGCCAGAGGAGUCUCUCGGCGGUCGGCGGCAAUUCCACGGCUCGAAAGAGGUGUUCUUAUCUGAUCAUUUUGAUACCCAGAGUGCAGAUACUAUUGAGGGCAAGUGUACGGUGCACAGCUUCAAGAGCUACACCAAGCUUGAUGCUGUCGGGAACGAAGAUUUUUUCUGUCGUUUUGAGUACAAUUCUUCUACUGGAGCUUUCAAUCCAGACAGAGUCCCUGUGUACUGUAAGUGUGAGAUGCCUUAUAACCCUGAUGAUCUUAUGGUUCAGUGCGAAGGCUGCAGUGACUGGUUUCAUCCGACUUGUAUUGAUAUGACACCAGAGGAAGCCAAAAUCGUCGAUCACUUCUACUGCCAUAGUUGUUCCUCAGAAGAUCAGAAGAGAUUAGAAAAUUCUAAUGCUUCUACAAGAACUCCUGAUGCAGAGCACUAA
Molecule: messenger RNA, 630 nt
Organism: Striga asiatica
Lineage: Eukaryota; Viridiplantae; Streptophyta; Magnoliopsida; Lamiales; Orobanchaceae
Source: the annotation of a GenBank genome assembly